AUGGACUACGUUACACACCUUCCCAAAGAGAACCCUUCAAUUGCAACUACGUCAACUUACAAUUUGAAAUACACCUACCCCGUAAAAUACUAUGAUUUCCACGUUUACUAUUUCGCCCACAAGCAAAACUCGUUAGAGGAAUCAGAUGCCUUGAGAGAAAAACUUCUUGUUGAUUUCCCUGAAGAUACCACCAACGGUUCCAUUUUAGUCAAGAAAUUACCCGAUGAUAAAGUGAUUGGUCCACACCCAACUCAAUUUUGGGAAGCUGAUGUGUUAAGACCCGAAGUGUUUGUUAAAGUUUUGAGUUGGUUCCAAUUAAAUCACGGUAACUUGCUGGUAUUGAUUCAUCCUCAAACUGGUGAUGAUUUGAAAGAUCAUUUUGACCAUGCAUUGUGGUUAGGUGACAAAUUGCCAUUGUUUGAUAUCUUUGGACCUAAUGAAGGUGUUAUACCUGAAUUUGGCGUCAAGGGGGGUAAAAGAAUCAAAGUGGAUGAUUUUGAUCUGCAUAAAACAGUGUUGUGA
Molecule: messenger RNA, 522 nt
Organism: Lodderomyces orthopsilosis Co 90-125
Lineage: Eukaryota; Fungi; Ascomycota; Pichiomycetes; Serinales; Debaryomycetaceae
Exons: 1
Coding region: 1-522 (173 amino acids)
Source: RefSeq, a predicted model, not a curated record